Messenger RNA from Scheffersomyces coipomensis, 1527 nucleotides. RefSeq lists its product as uncharacterized. The record is from RefSeq and is a predicted model, not a curated record. The coding region runs from base 188 to 1426 and encodes 412 amino acids. NCBI's taxonomy places the organism in Eukaryota, Fungi, Ascomycota, Pichiomycetes, Serinales, Debaryomycetaceae. The transcript has a single exon.
AUUUUUAACCUAAUUGGGACGUGCUAUAUGCACUACCUUUGGUAUCAAUACCGAGGAAUAUUUUUCCCCGUAAAAAGUGGGAAAAAAAAGUUAUCAGUGACAUGAUGAUUCACAGUAGAAUUAAUCAUCAAAAAUUUAUCAUUUAUUUCUUUUUGAACUGAUUUGAAUAAGAAGAAGUAUAUCGAAGAUGGAUGCAAGUUGUGGACCUUCGAAUGCGAUAACGAACUUAUCCAAACAUGCUCAAAGAGAUAAUAGUUUACAAAAUGAAGCUGCGUUAAGAAAUAAUCAACAGAGAAAUAAUAUUGGUAGUUUUAGAACCAAUGGAAAUAUAGUUGAUACUAGAUUAAAUUCUGAAUUCCAACAGUUUAAUAAUGGAAAUGAUUUCGCUAGUAGUUUUGCUAGUCAGUUUAAACCUCAAAUCCCUCAACAAAAUAUUCAACAACAACCACAACUUCAUAAUGGGAACUGGGUGAAUGAUUUCUCUAAUUUAGCUAUCAAUCAACCUCAAGGUCCAAUACAUCAACAUCAUCCUGCCCAACAACAACACCAACAGCCAAACGUCAGAUCUGAUUGGAAUCAACAGUUCUUGCAACAGGAUAAUAGUCAAGUACAAUUUCAACAACCCCAACAACAGAAUCAACAAUUUAUGCCAAAUUAUGCCAAUGGAUUAGCUAUGAGAAAUUCACCUUUGUUUGCACAACAACAACAUCAACAAGUUCAACCUCAAGUUAGUGAACAUCAAGAAUUACAUAAAAUGCAACAAGAAAGUAAACAUUUCGAUAAUGAAUUUGAUAUGCUUGAGAAGGAAUUACAAGAUCAAGAACCAGCACAAGAUGAGGAGUUGAAAACAGUUGAUGAUAGUGAUAAAGAACGGUUUGCAGAGACAGCAAGACAAGUUCAACAUUCGAUGCAAAGUGCUACGUCUACUCAAGAGACUAAAUCUAAAUUUGAAAAUUCCAACUUUUUAAAAUUAAUGAGUUCGAUAUCAAAUAGACAAGUUGAAUUAUCGGGAGAUAAAUUAGUUAAUUCUACUAAUGGUGAAGAUAUCCGUCAAUAUUUAAGCGAUCCAUUAAAGGACAUUAAGACUGAAAAUGGAAAUAUCCAUUAUCAUGAACCACCGCAUGAUAUUCCAAUCCCAGUAGCUCCAAUCCAACAACAACAACAACCUCAACACGAUUUAAGACCAGAAGUGAAUCAUUUACCUGAUCCCUUAGCUCAUAUCAAAGAUGGAGAAUUAGGAGGGAUUUUAGAUCCAUUUAGUGCUGCUAAAGUGGUGAGUGGAGGCCAAGUACAAAUGCAUGAUUGGAUGGAAGAUUUUGAUAGUGUACCAACUACGGUAAAUAAUAGAAGAGUUAAAAGAAGUAUCUUGACUGAUAAAUGGCAAGAGGUUUAUGAUGAUUAUAGACAUGAUGAUGAUUUUCAUUAAACGAGUUAAUUGUUUGUAUUUUAGAGUAGAUGAAGGUAUAUAGAUUUAAGAAAUCGGGUUAUGUAUUUAUUUAGUAUACGUUUUCAAAUUAAAUAAGAAAA